AUGGCUGGUGACAAUAGGUAGGUGGUUACCCUGCGAGCAGAGGCUACAUUUUCGCGGUAUGAGCUGGCGUGCGAAAAGUAGCCUCUGCCGACAACCGUUCAGUUUUCUAUCGUGCAUGCGCAAAAUUCGUCACGCGAUUCGCAAGCAACUAGUUCGUCAAAUCUGCGUGAGUUUCGCGGGAAUCAAACUUGCGUAAACUACCUGCGAACCUGCGAACUACUCUCCUCGAGCUUUUGUUUUGUUUUUCUACUUGGCCCCCACUAGUUUUAAGUAAUUUAGCCCCAAAAUUUCCACGGAUCGUCUUUUUUAGGAAAGUAUUUUUAUGCUAUCAACUGUAGUAAGUUCUGCCUGUUUUGCGGGGAGCACAUUUUUCCGGCGUGAAAGAUAAAAUUCGCCGAUAACGCUACGCAGAAGUGAUGCUUGAAAUAAAUUGGAUGCUGUAGUCUCACGAUUGUGCUUUAAACUAAUGUUAUGAAUGAACAUAGACAAAACGGUAGUCAGUAAAAUUAGUUAUCGAAAAAUUUUAUUCGAAAACCCAUAAUUUUAUCCUUAAAAGCAAUUCGCGUAAUACUAACCGGAUCGUGGAUCAUUUCACGCAAGUAAAAGCUGCCGAAGACAUGUCAACGGCAAAAUCCGUCUCAAGUCGUAUAAAACAUCCAUGAAACAACUAUAAAUACUUAAAUUUCCAUUUAAAAACGGAACUUCGUUGACCAUUAAUGUGCAAGUUGUACCUGAAAAUUCUUCAAAAACUUUGCCGCUUUGGUUUCUUUCGUGAAGAAGCCAACCACGUUGAAGUCCUUGAGGGCAAAUCAGUGUUCAGCUAAAAGCGUUUUUUCUGCUUUUUCCACAAAAGAAAAUUGAUCGAUGAUUCUUUUGAACAUUCCGGUUCCCAUCUGUGUCUUAAAACAGUGCAUUUAGCCUCGCAUUGGGAGGCGACACAACAAAAAUCACCGCAGUAUCCAUUUUCUUUUCCUGGCAAACAAGAACUACCAUAUGAUAAAUUAACGAUCUUAACACGGUCCCGUAAGAAGCACCGGCAGCAGCUUGUUUUGGUAUUCCGACAGCUUUAAAAUACAGAGCUUAUUCAAGUUGUUGACGACGCUCUUUUAAAUACAUAAACAGGGAUUUUUGAAGUUGUUUUGAACUUUUCCUGUUGCUACGUUUGAGCUGCGUUGAUCUGCGUUCGUAUGCGAGAAUUUGGCGCGAAGGGAUGCAUGAAGGCGCAAUAAUGGUCAGCGUUCAUUCGCUGACGCAAGACUCACGCGAUGCUAUAAACCGGUCAAGAACAAGAAAAAACCCGUUUUUUAAUUUAUUCGUCCAGAUUUCUGGACGGAUUUGAACGGUUGUCGGCAGAGGCUACUUUUUGCACGCCAGCUCAUACCGCGAAAAUGUAGCCUCUGCUCGCAGGGUAGUAGGUGGUCAUUUCGGUAUUGAUUUUCUGUUUCCAUAUUAUUUCACAUAUCUGUCUCGGACAUAACGGUGAAGGAGCAAUAAUUGGAAGUUCUUCCUGUGAUAAAAAUUUUAGAUGCAUCAGGUUUUCAUUGAGUGAAUGUCUGAACAUUCAAUAAAUCAUGAUGGAUGAGGAAGAAAGUCUUAGUAACUAUUCUUUCAAGUAGUUCAGUUUGGUAUUUCCUUUUGCUUUCUUCCUUUCUUUCUUUAUUUUUGUGCAUGAGAACCUCUGUCAGCAAGGUAUAACAGUACUUUUAGAGAGAUGUUAAUUGCAAAUCUGCUGCACCUUUUCCACAGUGACAUUGACAUCACAGGCACUGACCACUCUGAGGUGACCUCAAAUAGUGACAGUAGCAGCAACUCUUCUGCGACAGAGUCGUCUGCAGAAAGUGAAGAUGACAACUGCUUCUUGUAAGUAUUAAAAAAGCAUGUUGAUCUUCCCAAUAAUUUCGAAAGGUGGUGUUAUGAUCAUUGCCCCUCUUACGUUUUGUUUUCAUUGAACCAAUAAUACAAUACUAGUACUAUAAUAAUAGUAUAUGAUUGUUUUAGUAUGUUUCUUUGUCAUUGCUACACACUCGUAUUCAGCAAAACAAAAUAUUAGUAAUGUCUUGAACCAAAUUAUAAAUAUGCUACCAAUUCUUGUCACUAUAGAUUAGUACAUGUGGAUUGAAUUUUCUGUUUACAAAUAUGCCAUGCAAUGACUUGUUUUUCAGAAAUGUGUCUGCACUGUCUGAUGCUCUGUGCAAGCUUGUUGCCGAUGCUGAUGAGGCUUUCAGCUCCAGUGAUGACAACGAUGAAGAUUAUUGGGGGUAAGUUUCUCUAAGAUAAAUUCAUGAUGUGAAGGAUGUAAAACUAAGCUAUGAAUUAGUUUAAACAGUUUCCACCAUCUACCAUCUACCUUGAGUUUUUAGGAUUUGCGUGAUUGGAGAAUUUUGUUUCUUAGUUAGUGGAUAGUGAUAAACAAUACAAUUUAUCAAACUCAAUAAAGAAAGGUUUUAAUUGGUUUUCAUUGUUUCUGCUUAUAGUGAGGAGAGUGAUAGUGAAUGUGAUUUGGACAUGACACAGGAAGAGAAUGCUGCCAUUGAAUUUGAAAUAUCUGGGGUGUUGGAUGAAGAAAGUAAUGAUGAUGACAUUGGCAAGCAGCCAUCAAAAGAGCCUGUAGUAGUCUCAGUAUCCACUCAGACCGAGGACCCAGUGGUGCAGGCUCAAGAAGAAAGACCAGUGCCCACAGCUGUACCAGCCAUACCAUGUGUGGUUGGUCCUCCUCGAGAAAAUAAAUUCAGUCGCUGGGAAGACCACAAGGAAUAUCCAGAUGAAAUAAAGCUUGUACAAGGCACUAAGGUUUUAUGUGCUCUUGACCUCCUAAUGCAGGUGUUUGCAGACAAAUGCCAACAUCCUGGGUGCCAGCAGCAAACCAGGGUUGAUCACACUCUUUGUGGCACCAGUGUGUUAGUAAAAUGGACUUGCCCUCUUGGGCAUAAAGGCAGGUUUUGGUCGUCUAGAAAAGUUAAUGGUAUUCUCGUCAACAACCUCCAGACCUCUGCUGCCAUAUUGUUGUCCGGUUGCAGUUUCAUCAAAGUAGCUAAGAUGGCUAAGUUCCUGGGCCUUUCUUUCCCUUCAAAGUCCACCUUCUUCAGGGUGCAGAGGCUUUAUGUGAUUCCUGCUGUAACAGAAUGGUGGAAGUGGCAACAGGAAAUAAUAUUUGAGGAGUUGAAGGAUCAGGACCUUGUUGUUGCAGGUGAUGGUCAAUGUGACUCCCCUGGAUUCACGGCAAAGAAUCUUUGUUACUACCUUAUGGAUGUAACAACAUCAUACAUAAUUGAGCUUGAGGUAUUGGACAAACGUGAGACAAACAUGAAGUCAGUCACGAUGGAGAAGCAGGCUCUUCAAAACAUUCUUCUUAGGCUUAGAAGAUUGUUGACGAUCACUGAAGUUGUAACCGAUGCAUCAGCAAGUAUAAAAAAACUGAUAGGUAUGAUAAACUGAAUAAUGAGAAGUUAUCAGUCAUACAAAGAAAAGUUACUUUGUUUUUAUGAAAACUGCAUUUUGUGUACCAGUAUAUUAUUAUUAUUACUAUUAUUAUUAAUAUUGUCACUAUUACUGGCGAAAAUUCUUAUGAGGAAGAAAAGCAAUGAAAAGAGAAUCAAUGAUAUUUAGAUACUGUGGCGUUGAAAUUUGUGGUUGAAGUAUGCCGGGAGAUUACGUUAAUAGUUUUGUAUUAAAACCAUAGAGCACCCAACCUUGAAAUAUGUUUUAGGUUGUGCUUUUCUUGUCAACUUUUUUCUCAUCAAUUGAACCAAACCAUCAAUGGGUUAGCUGUCUUGUCAUUUCCAUAUUCUUACCCAAAUUUCUGCUGUUAUAUACAACUCAUGCUUUUUGCCUGUGGGUUUUCAAUGCUUUCUAUUUAUCAGUGAACUCAAGUAGAUUACUUUGUAUUUUCUAAACAUACUAAAAUAUUUUCCUUGUAUUCUAGCUGAUGCUUUUAGACAGAUAUUCCACUCACUUGAUGUCUGGCAUAAGUCAAAAGGAAUCCGGAAGUGUCUUUCAAACGUGAGUAAGAGUUAAUAUUAUAUUAAUUUUACAGUGGCCACAAAGAACAUAUUUAGUGUAAUUCUUUCUAAUAUGUGACUCUGUCCCAUGUAUUGGCAAGACUCUUUCCUAUAAAUAGAACAUAAACAUACAUUGUGUUGUCACUUGUAAAUACGCCCAUGUAGUAUACUUCACUGUUGUAUAUUUCCAGGAUAAUCAAAUCAUAUCUUUAACCAAUGGGCCAGGAAUGGACUAAGGAAUGUUGUUAUUAUAAUCUGUAGAGAAUUAAAUGCUCAAAGUUUGACAAUGAUGGUUGGACUGUUAAUGUAGGUUUAUUUUUUUGAGUCGUUGCAUUUAUCUCUGCCAGAGAAAAAAAUUUAAGGCUUGUUAUUGAUCUUCUGUAGGUGGGAAGUGCAAAGGGGAUGGAAAAAGUGGCCCUUUGGUCUGACCACAUUGUUAGACACUUUUGGCACUGUUGCAGUCUGGCAUCUGAAGUGGAAGGCAAUGAGCUAGAAGCUCUGAAGAUAUUGAAGGUAAUUCCAAUUUAUCAUCUUUUUUAAAGUAAUUAAAAACAGGGCUGUCGGUAAGAGGUGAUGGGUCUAUGUGGCCCCCAGCUACACUCAAAGGAAAAUAGAAGAAAAAUGGAAUCAAACGAAACCCCCCGUUGUUUGAUUCUCUGCCUACUUAUUUUAUGAACCCAGCAACUUGAAAUCUUAGUGACAGCUCUGAAUUUUUUUUUUCUGAGACUUUUUUGAAAAUUAUCACAUUAUAGUAUAUCAGACUGUAAACACUUUGCUUCUUCACAAUGUUUUAGGGUCUGUUUACAUGGAGGUGGGGGACCUCUGAUAGGUGAGGUAAAAUGUGGUGGGUCACCCCAUCUCUCAAAUUAAAAUGAGAUAUUAUAUGGACAAGCGGGAUACUCCACCAAAGCGGGUUACCUCACCUACCUGGGGUUCCCUACCUCUAUGUAAACAGACCCUAUGUCAUUAUCAUCUUGUUAUAUAUGUUUCAAUGAAAUUUUACUAUUAUGAAAUCAGGAUACCUGGAUCUCACUAUUACACCAUGUGUGCAAUCAACAUGAGUGGGCUGAUGGCCAUUGUGACCACGAGCCAAUCACUGAGGAAAACCACCAGCUUCCAUGGUUUGACAGGAGAUCCAAAGAGUUUGAGGCACUGCAAAAAAUUAUCCUAGAUCCUGACCUUCUUGAAAGUUUCAAGUACUACACCAGAUUCAGGUAUAUAAGGGGAACCCUGUUUUCAUAAGAAAGACUAAAUAUAUAUCUUAUUUCAAUAUGUUGGUUUAUUCAAAUAUAAUGUUUAUGGAUGAAUGGUAUGGUCUUCAAAGAAAAAAUAUUUUGGUUUGUAUUCCUGUCUGCUUGGUCCUUGGCAAAAGAAAUGUAUGGAGGAAACUUAAAAGAAGAAUGUGUUAAUGAAUACUAGGUCAAUAACUCCGGGCAGCCCCAUUCCUUAAACUAAGCUCAGUAACGUAAACGUUGUCAGGCUUAGGCAAGGGUUUAUUUUUUAUUGCCACUGUGGACCUUGUGAAAACCUUCUUAAGGUGUUGGCCAGCCCCUAAAUGCCUUUCUAUGUCAAGCUCAAUUCAUUGUCCUUCUUUAAUUAUUACAUGUAUAUUGAACCAUGUUUUUCAAAAAUAUUUAUUUUACUUUUAGGCAUACAGGCGCAUUAGAACGAGCCAACUCUCUGUCAUUGAUGUAUGCCAGCAAGAGAAUUUCCUACACGUAAGUAACAACACUUCAUAGUUUUAAAAGUUCAUAGUAUUUAUAUUAUCUGUAGCCUAUAGAGAAGCUCAAAUUGUUGUAUACUUCAAAAAAUUGCACUGUGUGAACAAAGAUCUCAUGGAACACUGUCUAUUUUGAUCAAUUGUUCUUUUUAGGAAGAAAGUCUACAAAGCAAGAAAACAACUAGCUGCCAUUGACUGGAACUAUCACCUCGAUAUUCCUGAACAAGAAGAUGUGCUAGGCGAGGUUGCUGUGACCCGGAAGUACAACCAAAGAACAAAGAGUUGGAAUGUGAAAAUUGUAAAGCAGGCCAAAGACUAUGGUUAUAUUUGGAUGCUUCUGGCUAAAGUGUUUCGUCUACGUGUGGAGGAUAAUGAAAAUAUGCAGAGGGUGGUCCCAAUGGAAGCUGAUGACCCAAGGAGGAUAGCCCCUACCAUUGCUGUGGUGCCACCCCCACCUUCACGCGAGCUCUUUAUUCAGCACAGCAGCAGGUUUAAGAAUAACUAGGAAACAUGAUGCAAAAUAUGUAAUGAAUAUGGAACCUUUAUGUAUUCAUGUGCGGUGUAAGAAAAUAUUCAUCAAAGAAGGACUGUCAUGUAUGAUGCACAAUAAAUCUCCUUGUCUCUGGCGCCUAUGACAGUCGAUGCUGCAGCAUUGGUUACACCAGCUUUACGAUUUGGACAAAAAUUUGAGGCAAGUUCUUCGCUGAAGUUCCAUACACACUUGCUUCGCAUGAGCUUCGCUUGAAGAGCGUUGUUUUCGAAAUGUAGGAAUUUGUCGUUUCGAUCAGCCUUCAUGCGAUCGAAACUUGUAUUCUAGUUGAAAUAGAACUCCAAGUUUAUAUUUGUGUUCCUAAAGUUCGAUUUAUUGGGCCAAUGGUAUCCUUUUUUUUCAUAUUUUGCGAUUUACUCAAUGGGACGCGUAACUCACGUGGGGACGCGAAGUUUCACGUGGUGACGCAAACUUUGCGUGGUUCUCCUAGGCAACGCAAUUCUUUCGAAUUUUUCCUUAGCAACGCCAGCAUUAUCUUUUUUUUUAAUGUAACUGUAGAGUUUUACAAAAAAAGUUCCUAUUUCUUUCUUUCAUUCAUUUUUUAGCAAAGUUUGAAAUAUAUUGUAUAUUUUUUUUCACUUGUGUAUUUGAGUUUUAGUGAUGAGAAAAUUUUGCUUUUUUUUCUGCUUAUUACCCGGCCAUUUUUAUGGAUAAAUAUAGUUUUAUGUGUUAUUUAUUUCAUUCUCAAAGUGAUGAAGAUGCUGACGGUGAUGAUGAUGGUGCAGACAUUCCAUCUGUCGUGUUGCCUACUCCCACAACACCUGCACCUCUUGUUACUUCGGCUGCUUCUGUAGCUCCCCCAGCUACACCCCUGGUUUCGGAAGUAAACGAGAUUCUUUCAGGUCAGUAUUAUUUAAUUAUCAUUGUAAACAGUAACUCAAUACAGCCGGUAGUUUUUGUGUUCUUAUUUUCAUUGAAUCGUAUCAAUAAUAAUAUUAUGUCUGUUUUGUUUAGGUCCUCAUCCUCCAUCCAGUUUCUACCCCUCAGUUCCUCCUCCUGCACGACGUCGUAAGUAAUUAAUUCUAUAGUUUUUAUGGCAUAUAUUUUUUAGUUCAAAUGUUGUUUGUUUUUGUUUAUAAUUGAAGUAGUCAGGGGUUUCGGAAACAUUGAAGUAGCCAGCAGCCUGAGUACUGAAAUGUAUGUUUACGUUUGUGUAGCUCGCAUUGCCUGUGCUGCAGAUCAGCCUACUAACCGUGGUGCUGGUCGUAGCAGAGGCCGUGCUGCUGGUCGUCCCAGAGGUCGUCCCAGAGGCUGUACUGGUGCUGCUGCUGGUCAAAGUCGUGGUGGUGCUGCUGCUGGUCGGAGUUCUGGUGGUGCAGACGAUGAGGCUCCCUUCCUGAGCUAUGGUGACGAGGAUGUUCCCAACAUACUUCCACGGUUUGACUCAUCCAAAGUUGGCUUUCAUUUCCCUGGCUAUCUUACAAGGGGCUCUCCAGAAGGAGCUAAAGAUUUUUUUGAUCUUUUAUUUUUGAUGAUAGCAUAGUAAAUAGCAUAGUUACACAUACUAAUAGUUAUGCACAGGAGGUCUUUUCAGGUCAAGGCUCUUCGUAUACCCAGUCUGAUGGCAGCUGGCAGGAUGUGACCGCCAAUGAAAUCAGAAGAUUUAUUGCCCCCCCCCCCUUUGUACUAGUGGUAGGCCAAGGACUCCAUGUCCACCCCCACCUUCACUGUUUUCAACCGAACACAUCCCUCGUGUUGCUGAUGUAAAGAGAAACUGUGUUGUUUGCUGGAAACGGGAAAAAGUAGAGAAAAAGAUUACCACCUAUUGUUCCGCACCCCAAUGUGAGGGUAAAUUCAUGCAUAUUACAAGGAACGAAAUUGUUUUGAAAUUUUCCACAGCCCAGAAUAUCAUAGCCAGUAAUUCUUUAGUUUAUGAUGGAUUGUUUUGCCAGUCUCUUAGAUAAAAUUGAAAAAAAAAAGAAAUGUAAGUAUAAAAAAAAUUUAAAAAUCCAAAAAAAAAACCAUAGUAUUUUACUGGUAAGUGUGGUCUAAAACAAAAUCAUUCACUGUAUUCUAACAUUUUCUAAAGCUUUGUUUUAUUUCUUUAUAGGUAGAUGGAGAGGGCAUUGUAUUGCAUCAGGGAGUAUAUAAGUAUUUGUAUCAUUUUUUAAAUGAGCUGAGGACACAACACCCCUUUAUAUGCGUAAACAUCACAAGUAUAUAGAUCUGAAUACAUUAUGUAUUGCAUUUAUUUUUAAUUUCUAUAGUAGAAUACAUUCAAUAACCUUUUCAGUAGCCUGCCAGAUGCUGGCAGGGGUGGUGGUGGGUUUUUUUUUCCCCCCCCAAUUUUUUUUUCAAAAACAAUUUUUUUUUAUUAUUAGCAUUUAUAGUCAUUUAUUGCAAAAAAAUAAUCAAAAUGCUGACACUAUGGCUUGUUAGGGGUUUAGAGGGGCUUUUGGCAUCAUUUUCAUGUAACUCCAUAACUUCAUGUAACAUUGAAAAAAAAUUUUUUUUCAUUUUUUCUUAAAAUGAGUACAUGUUAAAAAAAAUAUGUAAAAAAUUGUGUAUUUGCUUCUUUUCAGGGAAAUUUGGCUUGCAGUUGGCCUGGAAAUAAAGCAACAGAUUCAUUUUUAACAUACCCAGCAAAAGACACUUUAUUUUGGACUAAAAGAGCGUCCAUCGUGGAUUUUUUUGCAUAAAUUAUGCAAAUUUUUCACAUUAGCAUUUUUUUUUAAAACAUUAUUGAAUGUAUGGAGAACAAUUUAUGUUUUUUAUAGAGCCAAUUUAUCCCUCUUUCAAAUGGGAUAUUGCUUAAAACACUGCUGUAAAUACCUGCAGAGAUAUUAAUAAAAAUAUGAAAGUCGUCAAUUUUGGCCUGAUUUGUAAGCGAAGACAAUGAGAUAAGCAACAGUGAUGUUUUUGACAAUAAAUUGACAAUAAAUAUAACCUAUGAGAAUUGUUUAAUAAUUUAAAUGCA
This is a messenger RNA of Porites lobata, 9185 nucleotides long. NCBI's taxonomy places the organism in Eukaryota, Metazoa, Cnidaria, Anthozoa, Scleractinia, Poritidae. The record is from the annotation of a GenBank genome assembly.